Messenger RNA from Corticium candelabrum, 675 nucleotides. RefSeq lists its product as uncharacterized. Bases 1 to 675 code for a protein of 224 amino acids. The record is from RefSeq and is a predicted model, not a curated record. The transcript has 3 exons. Lineage: Eukaryota; Metazoa; Porifera; Homoscleromorpha; Homosclerophorida; Plakinidae.
AUGAAAUUCGUACUUACUUUUCCACUUCUAUUAGUUACUUUAUUAGACGUUGUAACGUCUUACGACUACUACGGAGGCAAUGACGAUUCUAAAUCACAAUCAUCCCUUUAUGACUAUGGGUCACUUGGCGAUCAAUUGAAAGAUACCGGCGAGAAAAACGGUGAACCUGUUCAAGAUUUUAGUGAUUACAUUUAUGGCAAAAAUGGACUUGGCUAUCGCAUCGUUCUACGAGAAUGUAAUCAUGGAGACGAGACAAAUCAAGGUUGCUCUUGUCACCCAGGAUGGUAUCAUGUUAUUCGUGACGGAAAGCUCAUAUCUUACUGUAACUACAAAAUGCCAGAGAAUGCUGAGAGGAACAAAAAAGAACAACCAACAGCAUCGCAUCCGAAAUACAUAGCAGCAAUGAUCGUAACACUGGUGUUGGCUGUUCUGUCGAUCAUAUUUUUCAUUAUCUCAGCAAAACAAUAUUGGACAAUACAUUCGAGAAUACGAGCUAGCGAGAAGUUGAAUAAAGCACUUAAAGAAGCUGAAGAAAACUUAAGAAAAGAACUUGGCGAUACAGUUGACUUAAAACCAACAAUGUGGACACCGCCAAAAGAGUCAGGAUUUGUUCUGCUCUACGAACAAACAAAUGAUCAUAAUAAGAGCAACAAACAUCGCACUGCUGACAGUUAG